This is a messenger RNA of Aureococcus anophagefferens, 720 nucleotides long. RefSeq lists its product as hypothetical. The annotation marks the transcript as partial. The record is from RefSeq and is a predicted model, not a curated record. Gene Ontology annotation, molecular function: cation binding; protein serine/threonine phosphatase activity. Gene Ontology annotation, biological process: protein dephosphorylation. The transcript has a single exon. NCBI's taxonomy places the organism in Eukaryota, Pelagophyceae, Pelagomonadales, Pelagomonadaceae. Gene Ontology annotation, cellular component: nucleus; cytosol.
AUGCGCGUCGACGCGGGCAACGGCUAUUUGCUCAACUUCGCGACGAUGACCCAGCGCGGCCACUACCCGUCGGACCCCGACAAGCGGAACCAGGACGCGUACUUUGUAAAGACGGACUGGCUCGGCCAGGGCACGCACCUCUUCGCCGUCUUCGACGGCCACGGCCCCCACGGCACGGAGUGCGCGGAGUUCGCGCGGGACAACGUGCCCGCGCUGCUCCAGCAGUCGCUGAAGAUCAACGGCACCGCCGACGAGGCCGCGGUCCGCGAGUCCUUCCGGGACGCGCACGUCGUCACGAACGAGCGCCUGUCGACGUCGGGCAUCGACGACAUGUACAGCGGCACGACGGCGAUAUCUGUCUUCUGCGACCGGGGCACGCUCUACGUGAGCAACGUGGGCGAUUCGCGGACGAUGCUCGGCACGGCGACAGAGGACGGCGGCGUCGGCUGCGAGGCGUUGAGCUUCGACCACACGCCCUACCGGUCCGACGAGCGCGAGCGCGUCAAGCAGCAGGGGGCCCGGGUCCUGAGCUUCGACCAGGUCCACGGCCGGCGGCCGCUGGGAGAGUCGUGGGACGUGAAGCUCGGCGAGGAGGUCGACGACGUCGGCGACCCGCCGCGCGUCUGGGACGACUCGCUGGAGACGCCGGGCACGGCGUUCACGCGGUCCAUCGGCGACUCCGUCGCCGAGACCUUGGGCAUCUUCGCGGAGCCCGAGGUC